Messenger RNA from Exophiala spinifera, 1653 nucleotides. RefSeq lists its product as uncharacterized. Gene Ontology annotation, biological process: transmembrane transport. Lineage: Eukaryota; Fungi; Ascomycota; Eurotiomycetes; Chaetothyriales; Herpotrichiellaceae. Gene Ontology annotation, molecular function: transmembrane transporter activity. Bases 1 to 1653 code for a protein of 550 amino acids. The transcript is spliced from 3 exons. The record is from RefSeq and is a predicted model, not a curated record.
AUGGCUCUGGGGAUCCUGGAACCAGGCGUCGAACACGUCCCCGGCACAGUCUACGUCUACGAGUCAGAGCAACGACAUGCAGACCUGUUGGAGACUGCUCGACACUUGAAGAGAGACAAAACAGGGCGCGUUAUCCUGGUUCCUCAGCCCUCGAACGACCCAAACGACCCAUUGAAUUGGCCUCUUUGGCAUCGCGACCUCAUCCUUGGGAUCCUUUGUUUCGUGUCCUGCCUUGCCACCACCGCCUCCCCUUUGCUGGCCGCAGACUCGGUGACGAUCGCGCUCAUAUUCAAGAGGACCUUUCAAGAUGCUGCGUUGCUCACGGCCUACCAUCUGGUCGGAGUUGGUGUCGCUGGAUGGCUGUUUGUCGCAUCCGCUAGAGUAUGGGGCAAGAGACAUCUCUUCUUACUGGGCGCUCUCCUGAUGGUUGCGACAUCCGCAUGGGGUGGUUCUACACAUACAAACCAUAACUAUGCCAGCCUCUUGUGGAGUCGCGUCUUCCAAGGAGUUGCAUUGGCACCCUUUGAAGCUCUUGUCAACGCUUGUGUGGGAGAUCUCUACUUUGUUCACGAGCGUGGUGUACGCAUGGCCAUUACAAACACUUGUCUCUUCGGGGGAGCAUUCUUGACGCCGGUCUUUGUCGGAAUGAUCUCUGCGCAUAUCGGCUGGGAGUGGAGUUUCUACUUACUUGCUAUUUUCAUGGCCCUCGGUUUCGUGCUACUGUUCUUCUUUGUGCCUGAGACGGCAUAUCGACGAGCACAUGCGCUUGACCUUGAUUUGCUGGCUGAGGACUCGUCAACAGAAACUCUUCCGCCUUCCCGGAAUGCCACCGCGCCAGAAUCCGGAGAGAAACCCCUGCACUCAAUGUCAGUCACAGAAAGCCCCGGCAGAAAAGUAUCCUACGUCCAGACGCUGAUGCCGUUCAACGGACGGAAAACCGAUGAAUCGUUCUUCAGACUCCUGAUUAGGCCGUUUCCGCUGUUUUUUCACCCAGCUGUUGCAUGGGCAUGCCUCAUCCAGGGCGUCAUCAUCGGCUGGACAGUCAUGGUGGGCGUUAUCCUAUCACUCAUCUUCCUAGGACCACCGCUUUUCUUCAACGAAGAACGCGCCGGCAAGAUGUACACGGGCGCAUUUGUUGGGAGCAUGAUCGGCCUGCUACUUGCCGGGUUGUACAGCGAACUGGUCACGAAUUUCAUGAUCCGUCUGAACAAGGGAAAGUAUGAACCCGAGUUCCGCAUCUUACUGGUCGUCCCCACGCUGGUAUUUUCUGCCAUAGGACUCUACGGCUUUGGCAUCACGGCGAAUGAAGUGGCCAAGUAUGGCUGGAUUGUACCCGUGGUUUUCCUCGCCUUCAUCAUCAUCAGCAUGGUGAUGGGUGCAAUUGCCUCUGCCCAGUAUCUUCUCGAUGCGCAUCGGGAGCUCGCUGUGGAAGCAUUCACCGAUCUCCUCAUCUUCAAAAACAUCUUCUCGUUUGUCCUGGCUUACAAUGCGUACAACUGGGUUUUUGCGAUCCGGAUCAACAAUUUAUUCAUCAUUUUCGCCAGUAUCGAAGUGGCGCUGUGUCUGCUCAGUGUGCCAAUGUAUGUGUUUGGCAAGAAGAAUCGGGAUUUUUUCCAUCGGCACGACAUUCUAAAGCUGACCAAACUACGAUGA